Molecule: messenger RNA, 5755 nt
Organism: Aspergillus calidoustus
Lineage: Eukaryota; Fungi; Ascomycota; Eurotiomycetes; Eurotiales; Aspergillaceae
Source: the annotation of a GenBank genome assembly
CUGCAUUUCAACCCGACAUGGACUUCCUCCUCGUAACAUCUUCUGUUCAGACUGCCUCACGUGUUUGAAUUAUGAUGCAGCGUACUCCGCCGGUUCCUGUGUCAUCUACCAGCCCACAAUCGCACCAUGAGCCUUGAUCCGAGCUCGUUCCCAAGGUCCAACUCCCCCGCAAGCUCCGAUAGCUCGCUGACGCGCUCCCGGCUACGGGGGAAAGAAGGCUCCUUGAAGAAAGACAAGAACUACCGCCGAUAUGCCUCCAGCGUCGAACGUGCCCUGUCUCUGUUUGAUACCACUUUGCAAGAAUGGGCGGACUACAUCUCGUUUCUGAGCAGGCUUCUUAAGGCGCUCCAGUCUCACCCGCCUGAACUCCCUAUCGUUCCUCACAAGGUCGUCGUCUCCAAGCGGCUAUCGCAAUCUAUGAACCCAUCUUUACCCGCCGGAGUACAUCAGAAGGCGCUAGAGGUCUACACCUACAUCUUCAACUUGAUUAGGCCAGAAGGUCUAUCUCACGACCUUCCUUUAUACUUUCCGGGCAUUGCUCCUACCCUGACGUUUGCUUCCCUUACCGUGCGCCCGCUAUUUCUGUCCUUGGUGGAAACGUAUGUGUGCGCUCUAGAACCAUGGGCAAUCCGACCAGCCCUGAAGGCGAUCAUUCUGUCAUUGCUACCGGGGCUUGAGGAAGAGACGAGUGACGACUUCGAACCCACUCUUCGUCUUAUCAACGGCCUUCGUGAGAUUGCUAGUCGAAUGGACACACACCGAGCCGGGACAGAAGCGAACUCAGCUGGUCAAUACUUCUGGCAAUGCUUCUUCCUUGCGUCUAUUACUAGCCCUAGUCGGCGCUCAGGCGUACUAGCUUAUUUGAACCGCUAUCUUCCCAAGCUGGGUGUCACGGACCGCAGGCCCAGUAGACAUGAUGAGGCAGACGCAGCCAAAAUACCCCAAGAUAUGCUGGUGGCAGCUGACUCUGUCAUUCUUCCAGAGCCUGGCUUACUCAUUCGGUGCUUUGCGACAGGUCUAGCCGAUGAACAAGUACUGGUCCAGCGCAACUUCCUCGAUCUACUGGUAACCCACCUCCCUCUGAGUUCGCCUAUCCUGCAGUCGCGUAUCACGGAAGACGAUCUUCAACAGCUCAUUAUCGCGGCGGUUGGUGUGGUCUCUCGCCGAGACAUGAGUCUAAACCGCAGACUAUGGGCUUGGCUUCUGGGCCCUGAACCUCCUGGAGAUCGGACCUCAUUCGAAGCACGGCCGUCAACGUCCGGAAGCACAUCUAAAUCGAUCAUUGAAAGCGAAGAGCUCUCUCAAUCUCAGUACUUCAGUCGAUUCGGUCUGACGCCAUUGGUGAAAGGGCUUCUUCGAAUGCUCGGGAAGGAGACCAGUGCCCCCAAUGAGAAAGCGCGGCCCUUCCGUAUAACCCUUUCGCUCAUGGAUCGAUGGGAAGUCGGUGGCCACGUUGUGCCAGCGGUCUUUCUACCUUUCAUCCGAAGUGUUCGAGCCUACGGACAGACAGCACCCAAACAUCAUUUUGAAGAGGUGUUUCGCAGCGCUACAUCGUUCUUUGAUGGGGUGGAAAGUGGUAUGAUUUUCUCCGAGCUCCUCAAUCUUGUGGACUGGGACACCAAUGAGCUUAGAGGUGAUAUGAAGCGUGUACUGGACAACCUAAACCUCGCUCAUUUUAUUCUAGACCACUUCAAUGUCCGAGAAGAGGACAUGGUCUUGAAUCAUGCGCCACUGCUCACCCUAUCUACUCUGAUCAAAAUGAGCGAGUUAUCCUCGGAUACUCUGUCAUCGGUGGACCCCGAGCAGUUACAGAAUCUGUCCAAUGGGCUGACAAAGGUGAUGGGUUCCUUGACCAUGUUACUCACAGAGCGUGCUUUCCUCCGAAAACCGGAUUCUAGGAAUGCGUCGAACGGUCCACCACCACUCGAAGUUAAUGGCUCUGCCGCUUUGAUCCAUGAAUUCUACGACAAAAGCAGAAACAGCCUUGACCCGCAGCCAUUUCCCUUUAUUCCUAGGGACCUGGCGGAGUUAAUCAUAAAAAAGGUUUACGAACUGACUAUAUCUGCUCUCGAUGGUAGUGAUAAUACUGCGUCGCUAUCGGAAAGACUGAGUCUUCUGAUAGUGAUACUGAAAAAGCUCCCUAGAUCGCGUGUCUUGCGGGACAAGAGACUCUAUCUAGCUAUCAAUGAUCGCGUUCAACUUGCCAAUGCCGAAUCAUCCACAGCGUCAUUUUCACUAAUCUCCUCGAUCUCGUCGACUAUCACAAAUUUAUACUACAUCCAGAAACUCGGAUAUUACAUUAGCUAUGAGGAUGUCUCGGAUUUGAUCCCACUUCUAGUCAGACAGCUCUGGCAGUACCUUUCUCCAAUGAGCCCAAAGUUUCAUGUUGAAGCAGUCCGCUGCUUAUGGAAUCUGCACUCAAUUUCGUGGCCUGACCACCUAGUUGAAUCUUCAAUUACCUCCUUGAUGUUUAGUACUUCAGCUUCAGAUUCCUAUCAGCUGUCUUCUGGAGAUCAAGCUGGUAAAUAUUUUGUGCUUUGGAGUCAUAGCCACCAUGGAACAUACGAGCUCCCUCCGAAGCACUUGCACGAUUCCACGCAGUCUCAGGUUUCUUACCACUCCUCGAUGCUUGAGCGACCGCUUUUCAUUGUCUUGGAUUUGCUGUCUCAAGGAUCAUCCCAAGCUGCCCAGGUCGUCCAAACAUGGCUUCAGGAUUUGCCAUCGGUAGCCAAGGUUUUUCGUAUACUGAUUUCGAAGCUCGAGAGUGUCCUACAUCGAGGAAAUCAACUUGGAACAUUUGAAGGAAACACCGUCGUAUCUCCUGAUGACCACUCCGAGUGCAAUUAUCUCCUGGAGACGAUUCAUAAUACGAUGGAUGCUCUCAGCCAUAACGGAUGGAUAGUGCUUCUCACCCAGACAAUGGCACAAAAUAACAGGCGUGUUUCUGUUUCCGAAGCAGACAACACCGAUGCACCGAGUCUUCACUCCGUUAUAUUUCAAGCUUCUCUGAAAGUAGUGAGUGGAUACACCUCAGAUACCAAGAUGGCAAGCCCGGAGGAAGUCAAGUUGCAGCAAAUAUCGCUUGUAAUCAUGCGCCAGCUCCUGCUAGGACCAGGAGCUGAAGAACUUGUUGAAUCUGGAAUCGACGCACUCCUUGUUGAUCGACUCCUGCUCACAUUAAACGAGGGUGGAGAUGUUGCAAUUCAAGCGGCCCUUAUUGACACGCUUCAAGCUGUCCUGAAAGUACGGUUUGCUCAAGCCUAUUCGCCACUACCCGCUCCCAAGCCAAAGCAUCAAAGGACAAGUUCGCGCGAAAAGUUAACCAGUCCGUCGAUUCUAUCCUUCACAAGUGACAAACCGGAGAAGUCGCCACUACUACCCCCAGCACCCCAACCCCCUCAGCGUCUUUUAGAUUGCCUGCUCAAAGGAAUCAGUUCAUCGAACUCGAGAAAGAUCAUUGAUAAGUGGACAACGCUUUUAUGUGAAGUACUCCCACUAUACUCCAGCUCCAUCUUUCAGAUUCUCCUGAAAUUAGUGGACUGUUUGAGCAAGGAUAUUAAGCAAUCUUACGCAAGUCUUCAGUCCUCAUUCAAAGACACUGAGAGUUGGCCCCAGGACGGCGCGGAGCAUACCACUAUAUCCUUACUUACCGGCUUUGAGACUUGCAUUGCAGCCGCCCAUGAACGACUUCUCACAGAAGAAGCCAACAUACCAGCAGCCAAGAGCCCAGAUCAAACUCACGGCUUCUUUGGAAAUAUGGUGUCAGGAGUGUUCAACUCUGAUGCCGGUCAUCCCCGCUCCAGUGCGAUGAAUAACAGACUUACCGUCCUUCUAUCAUUCCAAGACGCUGUGCGUCUUUGCUUCUCGAUUUGGUCGUGGGGAGCUGAAGGAAAAGCCAGCCUUCCUCAAGACGCGGAAUGUAUCGCUUCGUUUCAGUAUACGUCAUUGCGGAUGCGGAAUAGGUCUCGCCGCAUCUUAGAGCACCUAUUCACUGCUGAGGCAUUGGAAUGUCUUGAAACGAUGGUAGAUAUGUGGAUAAAGUCAGAUGGUGAGACUUCGCCUUUGAUCUUUAGUCUGCUUCACACUCUGGAUGGCUCUCGACCGAAAAUAGCAAUUCCAGCUAUAUUCAAUGCUAUUUAUACACGAACGAAUCCUGCCGCCCUUGACCCCAGCCGCAAGUCAACAUUGACGACUAGUCUGAACGAGGCUGAGUUGGCCGGGUUCCUGGUUACAUAUGCCAAAUCACUCGAUGAUGACGUGCUUGACGAAAUAUGGGCUGACUGCACAACUUUCUUGCGCGAUGUGCUAAGCAACCCUUUCCCGCACAGACAGAUUCUGCCACGAUUAGUUGAGUUCGCUGCAAUUCUGGGAGCAAAGUUGGAAAACACAAACUUUGGUGAAGAUCGGAGGAUGCGAAAGGAACUGGGGGAUGUCCUUCUCCGUCUUCUUACCGCUAUCUUUACCAGCAAGCCCUUAGGUCUUUCACAAGAACAAGGACUUUUAGGCCGGGCUUCGUUGGAUUACGAUAAUUCAUCUGUGCCGCACACUGGGCCCGAUGAUAUGUUGAGUAUUCUUGCUGCUUCCAUGCCUGCGUUCUCAACAACCCUGGGGGACUCGGACCGUAUCACCACUGCGGUGUCUGGCAUAUCAACCAAUGUGGUGGGGCCACUCAUUCGUUCUCGUCUCUUUCCCAAUAAUCUCAACCAAAGUUUUAUGGCUUUGGUGCAACAUGUCGCUAAGAUCCCGCAGGCUGCCAAGGUUUGGAAGAAGGAUAUUGCGGAAGCUUUCCAUGAUCCCAGAUUUUUCGGCUCUCACAUCGAUCUAGUAAAGGGCGGCUGGAUGAACCUUCUACGGCAAUGGGUUCUUGCUGACAAGGACCGACUGUCUGAGCUCUUGUCUCGCCUUACACCACCAACGACAGCUGGUAUCAUGUUCGGUGUUGGAGCUUCCGCGGCUCGUUUGGAGGCUGACCGAAAGGCCCAAUUAAAUCUUCGCCGGAUCAGUCUCGUGAUUCUCUCAGCGAGCAACGACUACUUCGUCGCGGAAAUGCCUGCCUUACUCCAAAAAUUGGAAGACCUUCUGGGAGCUACUGCCGCAUCCUCGCCCUCUUCAACCACCAGAGCUGAGAUAUUUAUGGUCCUUCGAGCGCUUACUCUCAAGAGCACAGCCACGACGCUCAGCCAAUUCUGGCCGCUCAUCAACAGCGAGCUUCAGGAAGCCAUUUCAGCGAUAUCGUCAGGAAACCAGCAAGAACUCUACAACCCGCACUCUUUACUCCAAGGCUGCAAGCUCCUUGAUACACUGCUCGUACUGGCGCCUGAUGACUUCCAACUCCUCGAAUGGCUAUACGUUACCGAUACUAUCGAUGCUGUCUACCCACCAGAGCAAUUCGAAUCGACGGCGCUUGCAGACGAAGUUUCACACAACCUCGGGGUUCGGUGGUCCACUUCGUCUGAUGGGCCGAGAAGAGAAUCGACGGACCUUCACCGUGGGGUAAGGUACCCAGGUUUAAAUUCGGACUGGAUACGCGAGACUGCUAAGGACGAGAUUGUCGAUCGGGUACUUCGACCAUUCUUUGACCAACUCAGUAUUCAUGCGUUCGAGAGCACGUACAGCAUCAGCAGCCCGAAUCUGGAUGCUUGCCAUGAUGAUCUGCUGGCAGAUUUGUUCAACGAAAGUACGAUGGCUAAUUAGGCUGGAUGAAUAAGUCGGGUGCCAUAGAUGUACUAUAAUAAAAAAUAAAGAUCAUUUCAUC